AUGCGUCUCCGUUCUUAUGGGACAGAUUUCUUUGCGAUACAAGCAGCGAAAGAGCGAGCACAACACAUAUCGUAUCUGCUCCCGGUUCCAAGAGUAGCUCCAUGCAGGCCAGAAGAUCCUGAGAAGAAGGUUACACCUGCAAUCAUCUCGUCCUGCGACGAUCUGCUGCAAGUCAGCGGAUGGCAUCUCACAGACCAUCCAGCUGCAAACGAACGGGAGACAGCGAAUGCUCUUGCAGAGAGCUUUGAGAGGAUCUUGAUUGAGGAUGGAGGAAGCAUCCUGGGCAAAUCAUCUCCAGUUGCAUCUUCGAGGGAUUCGCACCUCUCUUCACAAACAGCAGCGUGUGACGCCGGCUUUCCGCCUUUCCCAGUUCAGGAGGGUAGGGUCUCUAACAUGGAGAGCCAGCAUUCUUUCUGGUCCACUUUCAGGACCUUGGAGGAUCCAGAUCCAGAGGUCUUCGAAGCUGAUCCGAUACAGAAACUCGAAGAAAGCGAGUUUUUCGACCAAAGCGACCUGCAGGGACAGCAUCGAGGCUCGAGCCCAUGCUGCCUUAUAAAGUUAUCUCAAGAGGUUGAGAUCGACGAAGAGGUCCCUGUAUUACGGAGAUUACGGGAGAAAGUAGGUCUGGACCCUGGUUAUCUCCAAGAGCCGCUUGAGAUUUCCAAUCCUGAUACAGCGGCGUCUUGCCCUUUGAUCAUCAGCAUGCUGGAAGCAGAGGAGAAGAAAUCCAAGUGUCCAACAACGAAGAGCUCUUCAGUCAAUGCAGACGACUCCGGAUGCCGAAGCACAGAAGCGACGGUCUGGGAAUUUGAACCUCAGGAGCUUCCUGAUGUUGCUCUGGGUGAAGGCAGCAGAAUGCGAAACGCAGGGCUUGGUUUCCUGACGAAACCGUUUGAAGACUUCGCUUCCCAGCUGGCAGAUCAGAGCAUUGACACUCCCGACUGCUCAAAUGCAUCCGAAUCGGAUAAGAGCUCGUGGUCUGCGUUUGUGGAAAAGCGGGUUUUAGAAGAGGAGGAGACGGGUUUGGCGGAACCCGUUCUUUGCUGGGAAGAGGUCCUUGCAGAAAGGAGCGAUGGCGUGCAACCGAGGGAACAGGGUUCAAAGCAGCCUUCGCUUGAGGCCUUGGCAGAGCCAGCACUAAUCCAUCCGCUCGAGUUCUUUAAGGGCCUCCCUUCCAACGUUGCUAAAAAGGCGAUCCUCGUCUGCACAAAGCUCAACGCUGUGGUUUCAGAGGACGAAGCAAACGGAGCCUUGGAAGAGCCGACGGCUGAGUCCAUUGAAAACGAGUUCCAUCGCCUGGUGGCACACCCCGAGCUGAGAAUGGACUCCUUCAACUUCAACAUGCUGCCAGUUCCGUACUUGCCGUGCCAGGGCCCCGCAGCAGAGACGGCCACUCAGAUCUUCUCUUCCUCGCACGCUCGACCGCGCAGUCUAGGUGGCGACAGUCUCUAUCUCGAUUGGCACCUCUCCCAAUCGGGGGCGUGCAACCAGGCAAGCUGCUUCCGGUUCAAAAAGAAGAUGAAAGCUGAGCUUGAGCCUGCCCCUGUUCCUCCAGAGCCUCAGCAGCCUUCAGCGAACAAGGCCUCCGUCCUGCUUGCUUUUCUCGCUGCUCCUGAACCCGACGAAGGAGAGACGUCAGAGAGCUCCCGGGGGAAAAGACCAGUUGAGGAAGAGGCACUUGAGGGAGAAGUGGUCUUCCAAAGAGAGAGCUCUGCAGCAGCGAGAGCCUCGGAGGGCAGCGUCAGGCAGCGGUCCGCUUUCGUCAGCAAGACUGCCGGCGCAAUGACCGAGGACCUGUCCUUCUUCAUGCAAGCUAGGAAAGGAACGGUGCGCGCGCGCGCUCCUGCUGCCGCAGAACAGGAGCCCGCGAGCAAGAAGCGCAGAGGUGCCACGGAGAAAGACCUGGGAAGCCGAGAAGCGUCUGAGAAUGGAAAAGCUGUUCAAGCUCCGAGCGCGCCCGCCGUAGAAGUUCACACAGUAGACCUUCCAGAGGAUCACGAAGCCCUACUUGCGGCGCUAAGAUCUGACUACAGCGCGAUCUUGGUCAGAGAGAAGAGCAGGCUAAAGGAGAAAGUGCCAGGAUUUGGCGUAGACGCUGCGGGGAACCGGGAGUUGAUGGCACUGGUAAAGAGAGCGGCUGCUUCGGAAAAGGAGACGGGGGACGUCCAUCAGCAGAGCUUAAGGCUGUGCGCGACUGUGUGGACGCUCCGGCAGACGGCGUCGAACCUGCUGGAUUACGGAGUGCGGGUGGCCUUCCUCUACUUGGAGCAUAGCCUGCAGACGAUGCCCUUUAUGUCCAUGGCUGUGUUGAAAAGCAAGAGCGCCCUGGAGACCGCGUACGGCCGGGUCGAGGCAGGCCUGGCGAUCGACACGCCCAAGCUCGCUUGCCUGCGUGACCUCCUGAAGGCGGCAGUUACCUCUGGUGGGCGGCGGGACGAGCAGGAAAGAAAGAUACUAAUUUUUGCGGACAGGCGAGCAUUCAUCAGCAUGUACAACGAGCUUGUCGGGGCGGGACUCCGGCCCUUCCAGCUCGACCGAGACGAAAGCAUUCUCAAAGCUCUGACUUCCGUAGGGGCCGAAGCCCAACAGAAGCUUAAGCAAGGAGUCGAAGAGGCCCUGACGGUUUCCAAUUGUCUUCUCGUAUCAUACGGGUAUCUCAAAGCCUCCUUCCCCUUGAACGACUUCGGUUUGAUCGUCCAGUUCUCGGACGGAAGGCUCAGCAACUCGGACACGGAUCUGAACCAGGUUGAAGAGCUUCUGGCUCAAGCCACGUGCCCUCGCCACAAGAUCGGGGUCCGCGGCCAUGUGGAGGAGAUGAGGGUAUUGAAAGAGGGUGUUGGAGUCCCUUCUGUACCGUCUCGGGGAGAGGCCCAGGCAAACCCGCCAGCUCCUGUUUCCAAGCCCCAGCCCUCCGCCUUCCCCGCAACCAGCCGCCCGGAGCCACUUCCGACCAACAUCGGCAAUCAAAUCCCUGAGGUCCCCACUAGGGACGUCCAGCCGAGCCAAAACAAACCCCCGGACCGCGGCCGGCGCAUUCUCAUCGUGGCCAACAUGCUCGACAGCGAGAUCAGCAUGCGACGCGCCCUUUACCAGUCAGUCGUUCAGCUGGAGAAGAGCGCGCGCGCACAGGUCGUCGAGCGCGACAUGGCGCUGCCCGCGGACCUCAUCCUCCACGGCGCCACGUGUCUGACCAUAUUCACACCGGAGCGGCUGGGCCUGGAUCCGCUGUGCCUGGACGAUGUGAACAGGCUCGCGGCGCUCCUGCCGGCCUGCUUCCAGGAUGCGGUGGACAGUCACCUGAAGGCGGUCAGCUUCGCCUACAAGACGGCCGUCCUGAUCUUCGAGGGCCCGCCCGCCUUCCUCCGCGCCACCUAUCAGGAGCUGACCCCGCUCCACGCGGCCGCUCUCGGCCUCGACAUCAACCUCCAGUGCCUCCUCUCAGACUGCCCCGACACGACCAACCGCUUCGUUCUCAAGCUCAUCGGAUCCAUCCGAACCUUGCCCAAACGGAGCGCUUCCGUUCCGCCCGAAACCCCCCCCCCCAUGCCGGAAACUGCGUCGCCCCUGGAGGCUUUUCUCACGGCCUUUCCCAGCCUGAACCCGGUAAGCGCGCACGCCAUCCUGGCGUCGGGUGUGAAUGCGCCCCACUUCGCGCAACUUCCGGAGGAGCAGCAGGUCGCGCUGACGCGGCGGUUCGACGUCCCGGUGCGCAGCCUGCGCCUUUUCACACUCCAGUACACGGUGCACUGCGGUCGGGAUCCAGAGGGGGGGGCGCGCUGCGAAGGAGCAAUCCCUUAUGGAGCAGCAGCGGAAUGCGAAGCGGGGUCCGCUUAUGAGAGCGCUCCUCACCAGUUUGAACGUGACGAGAUGGGCUCGUAUGGCUACGAAAGGAGGGCAGCAGAAGCGCAUCAACCGGGGCGGUCCAACUGGGAGGUUCCGCCGGAUCGAUACCCGCAGCACGGAGGGGUUCCGCAGUCGGGAAUCUUGGCCCCAGGAGAAGGUCCUCAGACGUACCAAGAGGACUACCGGAUGGAAGCUGACGUCAGCGCUCCGGCUUACCCCGAGUUUCCCACGGCUGCGGAGAUCGAAGCGGCGCGAGAACCGGAAUCCGAAUGGCCGUCGGCGAGGGAGAUCGCGGAGCAAGAGCCGGUCCAGGAAAGGGGUUUCGGACACCGGCAGCAGAUGCACGUGCCGUUCUCGGACGUUGAGGAGAGGGGUUACGGACGCCGGGAGCAGAGGCGAGUGCCCUACUCGGACGGCCCGGAAGCUUUUCUGCAGGAGGACCUGUACGAGGGCCUUCCGUUCCUCGGCCGGACGGACUUCGACCAAGUGGGACCGUUUGAAGAGCGCAGCCGGUUCGAGGACCCAGCGGCAGAGGGUUUUGGGGGAGGGUUUGAGCAGGCGCGGCCGCGCGCCGGCGCGCCGACGGGCGCAGCCACAGUGGCCGCAUGGGAAGACCCUCGGGAUGCAACUAGAGCAAGGGGCGCUGGCGACGGGCUGGAGAGCUGGCUCGCGCGCAAGAGGAAGCCCGAAUGGCCGCAGACGAGUGCGUUUCCGCUCGACAACCAGGGCCAGAAGCGUCAGCGGUUUCCUUCGAGCCCUGCUCUCGGUAUCUCGACCGGGCUGCAGUCUACCCGAGAAAGGAAUGGCGCGCCAACUGCGGGUUUUACACCGGGUUGGCCGAAGGCGCAGACGAACCCAAGGGCGCGGAGUGUGAACGCGCCCUUCGGUCGGGUCGAGUCUGCCGCCCGGGGUGGAACACCGAGCGCGAAGAGGGGCCCAGGCCGGUCGCGGUCGAGUGGGAACUCUGGCGGCCCGGGCGCUACGGACACUCAUUCGGACGAGCGCACGGAGCGUCCGGAGCUCCAGGAGGCGAUCGCGCACUUCCGGGCGUACGAGUACGUUCCGGAAGCGGCCCGGAAGGCGGCUGGGGGGAGGACGGCGGAAGGGGAGGGGACGCACAGCGCGGAAAGCGACGGAGGGCUGAGCACGCCGCGGCCGCACCUGAUGGACGUGCCUCAAGACAAGCGGGCGACCGAGGUACUUGGUUACAAGCGCCUUGGGCGAGAUAAGCAGACCCGACUGAGUUGGGGAAGUACACCGAGUGGCAGGACAUCUUCUAGGGAGGACGGCAUCCCUCCCCGGAAAAUAGCUAGAGCUGGCUCGCUUGCCACUAUGUAGAGCUAAAAAGUUGCCUUAAGAUAGUCGCAUGUUGUUUCCUGUGUACUAUAGCUGCUUGGAGUCUGAGUACCCCAGGUGCCCGAGCGGUACGGUCCGUACAUUGAGGUUGAUGUCAGUGCCAUUUCCGUUUCGGCUAGAAAGCUUCCUAGUGUAUUGUGUUGAUCCUGACCUAAGCCAACCGUGCACAACCGGCUGUUGCUUACACGUGUUGGAGCCUCUGGAAUAACUUGGCCCUGGACCACCAAGGCAUGUUCUUUGGGAUCCGUUUCGCACGGUAGCUUGUGCGAGCCAUGAAAUUGACGUUGGGAGCCCGGCCGAUUCCGCGCCGCUUCUCUCUACGCAUACUCGUCGCGUUUGUGGCGCAGCUACGUGUAGCCGGCCAGAGACUGAACGGCUUGCAGCGCAGCUCUGGCGAUCGCGGUUGC
Molecule: messenger RNA, 5606 nt
Organism: Klebsormidium nitens
Lineage: Eukaryota; Viridiplantae; Streptophyta; Klebsormidiophyceae; Klebsormidiales; Klebsormidiaceae
Source: the annotation of a GenBank genome assembly